Molecule: messenger RNA, 456 nt
Organism: Scutellospora calospora
Lineage: Eukaryota; Fungi; Glomeromycota; Glomeromycetes; Diversisporales; Gigasporaceae
Source: the annotation of a GenBank genome assembly
AUGCCUAAGUCAAAAGCUAUUAUGAACAGUUCUAGUAAUGUGGAGAUGAAUACCAAUUCAUCAUCUGAGGCCAAAAAAACAAUAAACAGAACUGUUUCAAGUGUGAUCAAACACUCUAAGACCAGUAACACUAAAAAGAAAGCCACUUUGGCUAUAAUUAGUAAUGAAAAGUCAAGCCUGAAUGAUAAUGUUGAAUUGACUGAGAGUAAUGAUGUUGAAAUUGAUACUGGUGGCACUGUUUCUGUGAAAAAUAAGAAAAUAAAUGAACUUGCAGGUGAUAUUAAUAGUUUUGAAUUAUCGUUGACAGUUGAUAUUGAUGAAUUACCAGGAGAAAUCGCUGAUAUAAUACCAGGAGAAAUCACCAAUAAACCACCAAAAGAAAUCACCAAUGAACCACCAGGAGCUACUGCCAUAAAAAGCCACUGCUACAAAUACGAAAACGCAGCAAUACUUUGA